Messenger RNA from Rhopalosiphum maidis (corn leaf aphid), 2207 nucleotides. RefSeq names its product tRNA (cytosine(34)-C(5))-methyltransferase (gene Nsun2). Gene Ontology annotation, cellular component: nucleus; cytoplasm. NCBI's taxonomy places the organism in Eukaryota, Metazoa, Arthropoda, Insecta, Hemiptera, Aphididae. Gene Ontology annotation, molecular function: tRNA (cytidine-N5)-methyltransferase activity; tRNA binding. The coding region runs from base 110 to 2179 and encodes 689 amino acids. Gene Ontology annotation, biological process: tRNA methylation. The transcript is spliced from 16 exons. The record is from RefSeq and is a predicted model, not a curated record.
UUUUUUUUUUGAAUUCCACACUCACACGUGUUAUUUUAUUUGUUUAUUCCUUAUUGUUUGUAUUCAUAAAUUUAAGGCUUAUACCCAAAUUUUCUGGCAUUAUAAUACAAUGGGUAACAGGAGAAAUGGUGGUUCAAAUGCGAGUUUUGCGAAAAGAAGAAGAAAAAUGAAAGAAGGAUUAGAUACUAAAAAUCAUAAUGAAGAUAAUCGUAGUUCUUAUGAAACAACAAUACGAGAAAAUGAAAAAUUCGUACAGUAUUAUAAGAUGCAGAAUGUUUGUCCAGAAGAUGAAUGGAACACUUUUUUAGAAACAUUAAAAACUGACUUGCCUACUUCAUUUCGUAUUACUGCUAGUUGUGAUGUAGAAGCAAAAAUACUGUUAAAAUUGGUUGAAGGAGUUUUUUUUACAGAUUUACUCAAAGGAGAGCUGACUGAUGAACAACAAAACAGCAAACCUUUUUGUUUACCAUGGUACCCACAACGAUUGGGAUGGCAAUUGAAAAUUACUCGUAAAGAUAUUCGUGGUUCAGAAGCCUACUACCGUUUACAUAAUUUUUUAAUUUCUGAAACCGGAAAUGGCAAUAUUUCUAGACAAGAAACAGUCAGUAUGAUUCCACCUUUACUAUUGGAUAUAAAACCAAGUGAUAAGGUAUUAGAUAUGUGUGCAGCUCCUGGUUCUAAAACUGCACAACUUAUUGAAGCUCUUUAUUCAGGUUCUAAUUCUUCAGUUCCAGAUGGAUUAGUUAUGGCCAAUGAUGUUCAUAACGCAAGAUGUUAUAUGUUAGUUCAUCAAGCUAAAAGAUUAAAUAGUGCAAAUGUUCUUAUUACAAAUCACGAUGCUACAGUUUUACCUAUCAUGAACUUGGAUGAAAAUGGACAUUCUAUGUUAAAAUUUGAUAAAAUAUUAUGUGAUGCACCAUGUUCCGGUGAUGGUACAUUAAGAAAGAAUGCAGAUAUUUGGACUAAGUGGAGUCCUGGAAAUGCAAACAAUUUACAUGGAAUACAGUUUCGUAUACUAAAGCGUGGAUUAGAAUUGUUAAAUGUUGGAGGACGUCUAGUUUAUUCCACUUGCUCAUUUAAUCCUGUUGAAAAUGAAGCAGUAGUUCAGCGUAUGAUGACAGAAGCUCAAGGUAGUGUUGUUAUAAUAAAUGCAAGUGAUAAACUCCCAGGAUUAAAAACUGUUAAUGGUCUUUCUCAGUGGAUAGUUGUAUCGAAGGAUUUGGAUGUAUAUAAAACUUUUGAAGAAGUUCCAGAAAAAUGGAAUACUCAAAUUAGGCCUCAAAUGUUUCCUCUUAAAGAAAAUUUAUUCAAUUUGGAUAGAUGUAUUCGUAUAUUACCUCAUCAUCAAGAUACUGGAGGGUUUUUUGUAGCUAUUAUGGAAAAAAUUAAGCCAUUGCCGUGGGAAACAAGUUUAAAGCAAACUGAUGAACUUGAGAAUGAAGUAAAAGUCAACAAUUAUAAGAGAAAACCAAAGAAAAGGAAAUAUCAAGGUUAUAAAGAAGAUCCAUUUAUAUUUUUAAGUGUUGAUGAUCCUGUUUGGCCAGAAAUUAGAGAUUUUUAUGAACUCAAUGAUUUCCCUAUUCAAUGUUUACUUACAAGAUGUUCUGUUGGUAAAAAAAAAAAUAUUUAUUUUACUUCAACUUCUGUAAAAGAUAUUGUAAAGAAUAAUCAAGACCGUGUUAAGAUUAUUAAUACUGGUGUAAAAACGUUUGUCCGUUGUGAUAAUAAAUCGAUGCAAUGUAACUUUAGGCUUGCUCAAGAGGGUUUGGCUGGAAUAUCUUCCUAUAUAGGACAAAAAAGACGAUUACAAUUAACACGUACUGAUUUGAUAACUGUACUGAAAAAUCCUACAGUUGAAGUUACGUCUUUAGACCCGGCCACAAAAAACAUACUAGAAAAUUUUGGUGUUGGUAGUUGUAUUUUGAACAUGGUAGACAAAGAUUGUCCAGUUGAGCUGGUUGGUUGGAAAGGGUUUUCAACUCUCAAAGCUUAUGUAAAUGGUGAAUGUAGAUUACAUUAUUUGAGAUUACUUGGCGUUGAUGUCUCAGAAUUUGAUGUGAAUAAAUUUAAGAAAGAAAAUAAUGAUGAUGGACCAGGAGAUAAAAGUGGAAUUGUUAUAGAUAAAAUUCCAGAAGUUCCAACUGAAGAAAAAUUAAUAGAAAGUGAAGAAUUAGAAUAAGCAAAAAAAAAAAAUUAUAUUAUGAUUU